AUGAGCGACGACGAAGGACCGUGUCAAGGAGGAGGCAACAUUUCGCGAAACUCUUCGCGGUUCUUAGUCAACCGGGUUGCGACCGUCAGCGAUUCAAAUGAGGCGUUGAACAUGAUCGAGAAUGAUUACGAAGUCGGGGACGCCGGCCGAGUGGCUGUCAGUGAGGCGAAACAGGUGAAGUUCUCAAUCGCUGAGACCGUGGACAAGGUCGAGGACAACAAAAAUGACAUGUCGUCGGGAUUGGCCAGCUCUCGACGGGACACUUUCCAAAGCGUCGACUUAUUCUGCCAGUAUACCACUACAACCAACGAUGCGACCAACCUGAAAAGCUUUCGCAACGUGCAGACGAUGGAGCGCGUGCCGAACGUCGACCAUUACCGCAACGUGAUGUCGAUCGAGGGCGCGAUCGCCUCUCGACCUUCGCUCGCGCAGCUGCACGAAAAGACCUACGAGAAGGAAGGAGAAAUCGUCUCUUUCAAGAAUGUUCUUCCAGAAAGUGAAGAAAUUCGAGUCUCAGGUGCCUCUGCUAAGCUUGGAUGGAUUCAGGGCGUGUUCAUGCGAUGUGUGUUAAGUAUUUUGGGCACAAUUAUGUUUCUGCGCAUCAGUUGGAUCUCCGGUCAUGCAGGGAUUCUUUUCAGCGGUCUGAUAAUUUUGUUAAGCUCCGUGUUAAGUUAUAUUACGGCGCUGUCUAUGUGUGCCAUCUGCACCAACGGUGAAUUGAAAGGAGGUGGCGCCUAUUUCAUGAUUUCGCGCUCCCUUGGACCCCAGUUUGGCGGAAGCAUCGGUGUGAUAUUCUCUUUGACUCUCGUCGCUUCAACAGCCAUGUGCACCGUCGGUUUCGCCGAAACCAUAAGGGAUCUUCUCAAUCAAAACUUUUUCCCUGACUGGCGCGACGAGAACUUUUUCUCGGUGUUCGCGGUGUUCUUUCCGGCGAUGACCGGCUUCAUGGCUGGCGCCAACAUUUCCGGUGACCUGAACGAACCGCAGAAAGCCAUUCCGAAAGGAACGUUGCUCGCGUUGCUCGUCACCAUCUUGUUGUACUUCUUUGUGGCCGUAGUCACCGCCUCUACCUGUUUGAGGGAUGCGACGGGGAAUGUGUUCGAUCUGUUCAACGGCACUCUCGUAUGUAACUCAACCGAAAACUGUCCAUACGGCCUGAUUCACUACUACCAGAUUUUGGAACUGGAAGGCGCUUGGGGUCCGCUGAUCACCGCUGGCAUUUUGGCUGCCACGCUGAGUUCCGCUUUGGCCGGAUUCGUUGCUGCCCCGAAGGUCUUUCAGGCGGUUUGUAAAGACAAUCUUUUCCCAUACAUCUCUUGGUUCGCAAAGGGAUUCGGCAAGGACGAAGAGCCUCGUCGCGCAUACGUCCUUACGUUCGUCCUCACCGUCGCUCUCGUACUCAUAGGUAGGGUGAUUAUGCUGUUUUUGAACAGAUGAAU
Molecule: messenger RNA, 1439 nt
Organism: Soboliphyme baturini
Lineage: Eukaryota; Metazoa; Nematoda; Enoplea; Dioctophymatida; Soboliphymatidae
Source: the annotation of a GenBank genome assembly